GGAAGGAUUGGAGAUUUGGCGAGAGGAGAAUCAAACUUGCAGAAUCUCAAUUAAUACCUUCAUAUUUUAAGGUAUUAUUACUUCUUUUGCUUAAAUUAACCAUUUAUGGAGUAUAAUUUAGUUUGAUGUUACAUUUUUCUUGACCCCACCAGCAAACACUAUGCUCUGCUUUGGCUUUAUACAUAUAAAAUACCUAACUUAAACUUAUUCUCUUUCAAAUUUAUGAGGAGAGUAGAGAUUUUAUAUGCAUAUAUCUAAAUAGGGUUCUUAAUGAUGAAUUGAAGCAUUAAAAAUUGGUGGUUGCUUUGGGUUAUUGCGAGAUGGGUUGGAAUUGAUUGGUGGAAAAGGGACUGGGUUUGUGUUUGUAUGUGGGUGAGUGCGUACUGGUGUGUUGGGUGUGUGUGUGGCGUUUAUGAAUCGAGUGUGUGCGUAGGUAGUCAGGGUGGUGGGGAAACUACGGAAUCAUCGUCAAUGGUGAACGGAGCUUCUCGGGAAGCGGAUGGCGUCGUGGGUGUUGGUGGUCAAAACCACCUCAGUAGCGACUUUGGGGAAAAGGAGAGAUGGAGAGCAAGAGAGAGAGAGAGAGAGAGGGGGGGGAGAGAGAGAGAGAGAGAGAGAGAGAGAGAGAGAGGAGAGGAGGGAGAGCUGUUGGUGAAGGUGGUAGGCCGCCGGAAAUCUUUCCGGUCGACAACGGUGAUGAUGGGUUAAGGAAGAGGGAGAGAGGAGAGAUAAGGGGAAAGGAUGGACUGGAGGUGAUGAGGGCAGUACCGUAAUUUCAUAAUUGAGAUAGUAAUUAAAAUAAAAAUAAUAAGUUGAGAAAUGAGAGUUUGGGAUAAUAAAUACUCCCUCCGUUUCAAUUUACAUGUCCUUGAAGAAAAUUUUUUGUUUCAAAUUAUUUGUCCACUUCAAUUUUCAAUGCAAAAUCAUAUUUCCAAAGUCAAUUGUACUCCACAUAUCUCUUAUUUAUAUUUCCUAGAUCAAUCUCACUCCACAUAUUUUGAUCAUUUAAUGCAAAUUAAUUUGUGAACAUUAACAUUUCCUAAAUUGUGUGAUUUUUUUAAAGUGGACAUCUAAUUUGAAACGGAGGUAGUAUUAAUUUUGGGGCUAAAUUUGAGAAGAUUGAUAAUAGAACAAUAAAUUUGGAAAAUAGUAAUAAAGUGAGAAGUGGAAGAAUAAGUUUGGGGUGAAAAAUAUGAAAUGAGAUUAACUAAUUAAUAAUAUUUGAAGACUAAAAUGGAGUUAAAAAGAAUAUUUUGAGAAGUGUAACUUAUAAAAUGUGGAGAAUUUAAAUAGAGAAUAAUAAUUGGUUAGAAAUGUUUGUAAAAUAAAUAACAAAAGUGGGAGUAAUAUUGGAAAAAGAAAGAUUUUAAUAUAAAUCUUGAGGAUUUCAUAGAUGAAUUCGAGUAUUAAGUUUAGUUAGUAAUAAAUAAUUUAAUAUGCGAUCAAAUUGGAGAGAAUGCAACUUUGAUGAUUAAACAUGAUAACACUAAUAGAAAAAGGAGAAUAGACAUCACACUUUAGACAUCACUUUGUAUUGACACUGAUGUCAAAAGUAUUUGUUACAUCGUUUUUAACAAAACCGAUGUCAAUUUGAAACUUUGACAUCAGUUAUUUUAUGAAACUGAUGUUGUUUUCUAAGUUAAAAAAAAAAAUUAGCCCGCGCGUUCCCCUGCGCUCCCCUUUUCCCUACCUAAUUGUUUCCCUCCAUCUGCCUUAAAAAAAUUUCAACAUCUCCCCCCUCUUUUCAACUUUACCCCAAUAAACAAUAAACUCUAAAACAAAUCAAAACCAAUAAAUUAAAAUCUAAAAACAAAUCAAAAACAAAAGAAGACAAAAACAAAUUAGAACACUCUCAGCUCACACAACUCGAAGCUCUCUCGUAACUCUCUCGAAGCUACCCCGUCGGCGACUCUCUCGAAGCUGAAGCUGAAGACCCCAUCCCCAUCAUCAAAACUCUCUCGAAGCUUAAGCUCACCAGCUCUGUGUUCUCACCAGCCCUAUGUUCUCACCAGCUUAAGCUCGAAGUCGGAGGUUAUAAAUCAAAGCCGGAGGUUAUAAAUCGAAGUUGAAGGUUGAAAAGCUCAGAGAUUGAAGAGGUCGGAGUUCAAUUGAAGAGGUCGGAGGUUAGAGCUUCAAUUAGUUUUGGAAUUCAACUCCGUGUGCUCGAAGUCGGAGGUUAUAAAUCAAAGUCGGAGGUAAUAAAUCGAAGUUGAAGGUUGAAAAGCUCGGAGAUUGAAGAGGUCGGAGUUCAAUUGAAGAGGUCGGAGGUUAGAGCUUCAAUUAGUUGGUACUUGUGGUGCCAUACUUAUUUCUGUCGUCUUUCUUCUCCACAGAGACUCACUUGUUUCUGGUUGCAGUUGGCCUGCCGUCUUAGUUGCACUCAAGUUCUCUAAGUCGACUCAUUCUCCUUAAUUUACAGAUUGAAUGGCAAAAAAGGGGAAAAUAACUAAAAAAUAGUCUGAACAAGUCAUGGACAGAGUGGAAGAUGAGAAGCAAAAAACUGACCCCCCACAAGUGGAAGAAUCAGCACCUGAGCUAGAGACUGCCUCCAUUCCUCCUGCAGAUGUUGCCUCUCCGCAGCAGACAGCUCCACAACCCACAGAAACAAGUACACAGUCAACCAAAACAAGGACAUCUGGAGGAACGCGAAGUGUUUGUGCUAUGCACAAAGUGGUGAUAAAGAAAGCGCGAGGAGAAAAUUUCAAAGUACGGUUUAAUCAAGUUGGACUUCCAGUUGGAGAUGGCAGGCACAAACUGCAGUCCUAUCUAGGAAUGCUAGCAAGGACAACGGUGCCGAUUGACAUUCCGUCUUGGCCAAAGGUGGACCCUAAAUUAAAAGAGAAGUUAUGGAAUGAUCUUCAGGAUACGUUCGAAGUGACUCCAGAAAGUCAGAAAAGAAUUCUUCAAUCAGCAGGUGCAAAAUGGAGAAAUUUUAAAGCUAAAUUAACUGCCGAACAUGUGCUCCCUUAUAUUGGACAGAAGAAGAAGUUAUCGAAGCCACCAAAGCAAUAUGCAUUCGUUGAAAACAAAUGAAAAGUAUAGUAAUACUGUGGGGAAUCGGAAAUACCCACACCAAGGGUCAAGAAAGGGAUAUAUCGGGUUGCAAGAAGAAGAGAUACGUGAAGGGAGGUUGGAACCAGAUGAAGUACCGGACAGGGCAAUUUUGGGGAAAAAAGCUCGCGUGCCAAAGCAUGGCAUGAUUGACCCAAAGUUAGCCAAGUUACAUCAAAAAAUUGAUGACUUAUUGGAAAAGCAAAGAAAGGGUGAAUUCAAGCCGCAAGGAACUAAUGAUGUGCUUACCACUGUGUUAGAAACUCCAGAGCAUUUCGCGGGGUUGGGAGCUUCAUACCACCAACCUUGUUUUUUGAUUUGCCGAAACAGAAAAGGAAACGGAUUACCAAAGAGGAGUUGUUGGCCCAUGAUGAGAAGAUGAAAGAGGAGUUCGAGCAAAAAACAAAGGAUUUAGAGAUACAAAUUGCAGAGUUGAGAGCUUUGAUUGCUGCGAGCAAUAUUCAUUCACCAAUAUUGUCCGACAAAGCAAGCUGUCCAGGGGAAAAAGAAGAAGAACAGGAACAACAGAAGAAUGUGAAGAAAAAAAAAAGAAAUUGCAAAGAAACUAAUGGUGGAUGAAUUGAUGGUAGAUGAUGCCAAACAGGAUGAAAAUUGUUUUGCUAUUGACCCUCCUCCACCUCCACCAGAACAGAAGGGUCCGCGCAAAUGUGAGAUGGCAGUGGACAGCAUUGAUAAUAAAGUUGCUUUUGGUGUUGCUUUUGAAGAGGGAGAUGAAAUGAGGCAUCUACAACCCGGAUUUGUUCGUGUCGCGGUGGACGGAAGCAUCAAGGACGAUGCCCUGGUUCCUGUACCGAUAGUUGGUGAGAUAGAAACCGUCCACCAAGCUAUUGGCUCUCAUUUAGCAUGGCCAAAGGACAUGAUCAUUUUCACCGGAGCUACUUGUUCUGAGAAAAAGAAAAAACCGCAAAGUGAGGUGCAGAGAGUGCAUGCGCUUUUUAAUUCGGUGAAGCCGAAGGAGGAUGUGCCUCCUCGCUUUAGGGUGUUGUACAAAUUUGCAAAAACAGUGAUGAAAGAAAGUGGAAACUCGAUACCAGUUCCAUGUGAUGUUGAUAUCUUUGGAAUCGAAAGAACUAUUUAUCUACUCGAUGAGAGUGUGCUUUCACUGUUAGAGUUUAAAAUGAUUGGGCAGGCGGUCAUAUCAACAUAUAUGACGUAAGCUGUUUUUUUAAUUCUUCUCUUCUUGUUGUCUCAUUUUUAUUUGUAGUGAU
Daucus carota subsp. sativus is the source of this 4280-nucleotide messenger RNA. RefSeq lists its product as uncharacterized. The coding region runs from base 3620 to 4228 and encodes 202 amino acids. The record is from RefSeq and is a predicted model, not a curated record. Lineage: Eukaryota; Viridiplantae; Streptophyta; Magnoliopsida; Apiales; Apiaceae. The transcript has 11 exons.